Pongo pygmaeus (Bornean orangutan) is the source of this 4417-nucleotide messenger RNA. RefSeq names its product Rho GTPase activating protein 30 (gene ARHGAP30). The record is from RefSeq and is a predicted model, not a curated record. Gene Ontology annotation, biological process: small GTPase-mediated signal transduction. The transcript has 12 exons. Lineage: Eukaryota; Metazoa; Chordata; Mammalia; Primates; Hominidae. The coding region runs from base 346 to 3648 and encodes 1100 amino acids. Gene Ontology annotation, molecular function: GTPase activator activity.
CAAAGAUGCUCUAACAGGAAGUGGGUUAAGGAGCUGCACUGCUUCCUGCCCCCUAAAGCUGCGCGGGGCGAGGAGGGCGAGUGCCAGGCUGGGCCACGAGACACAGGACACAAUUUCUUGCCAGGGUCCUGGUAGCUUCCUCUUCAACAGCCACUUCCGUGUGGCCGGGGCCCCAGGGGCAGGAGCUGCUGCCCGUUGCCCAGGCCACCCUCCACCCCCAAUUGGGAGCCCUGCCCCCCUGGGGCCGGGCCAAGCCCAGCAGCUGGCUGGGAUCCCAUGGGGGACUGGUAGGGCACAGGUCUUGGGGGACAGAGGUGACCGGGCCAGUGCCCUGGGGCUCUGGCCAUGAAGUCUCGGCAGAAAGGAAAGAAGAAGGGCGGUGCGAAGGAGCGGGUUUUUGGGUGCGACUUGCAGGAGCACCUGCAGCACUCAGGCCAGGAGGUGCCCCAGGUGCUAAAGAGCUGUGCAGAAUUUGUGGAGGAGUAUGGAGUGGUGGAUGGGAUCUACCGCCUCUCAGGGGUCUCCUCCAACAUCCAGAAGCUUCGGCAGGAAUUUGAGUCAGAGCGGAAGCCAGACCUGCGUCGGGAUGUUUACCUCCAAGACAUUCACUGCGUCUCCUCCCUGUGCAAGGCCUAUUUCAGAGAACUGCCGGAUCCCCUGCUCACUUACCGGCUCUAUGACAAGUUUGCCGAGGCUGUAGCAGUGCAAUUGGAACCUGAGCGCUUGGUCAAGAUCCUAGAGGUGCUUCGAGAACUCCCUGUCCCAAACUACAGGACCCUGGAGUUCCUCAUGAGGCACCUGGUGCACAUGGCCUCGUUCAGUGCCCAGACCAACAUGCAUGCUCGCAACCUGGCCAUCGUGUGGGCUCCCAACCUGCUGAGGUCUAAGGACAUAGAGGCCUCAGGCUUCAAUGGGACAGCGGCCUUCAUGGAGGUGCGGGUACAAUCCAUCGUCGUGGAGUUCAUCCUCACACACGUGGACCAGCUCUUUGCGGGUGCUGCCCUCUCUGGUGGUGAGGUGGAGAGUGGAUGGCGAUCACUUCCAGGGACCCGGGCAUCAGGCAGCCCCGAGGACCUUAUGCCCAGGCCACUGCCUUAUCACCUGCCUAGCAUACUUCAGGCUGGCGAUGGACCCCCACAGAUGCGGCCCUACCAUACUAUCAUUGAGAUUGCCGAGCACAAGCGGAAGGGGUCUUUGAAGGUCAGGAAGUGGAGGUCUAUCUUCAAUUUAGGUCGCUCUGGCCAUGAGACUAAGCGUAAACUUCCACGGGGGGCUGAAGACAGGGAGGAUAAAUCCAACAAGGGGACACUGCGGCCAGCCAAAAGCAUGGACUCACUGAGUGCUGCAGCUGGGGCCAGUGAUGAGCCAGAGGGGCUGGUGGGGCCCAGCAGCCCCCGGCCAAGCCCAUUGCUGCCUGAGAGCUUGGAGAACGAUUCUAUAGAGGCAGCAGAGGGUGAACAGGAGCCUGAGGCAGAAGCAUUGGGUGGCACAAACUCUGAACCAGGCACACCACGAGCUGGGCGGUCAGCCAUCCGGGCUGGGGGCAGCAGCCGUGCAGAGCGCUGUGCUGGUGUCCACAUCUCAGACCCCUACAAUGUCAACCUCCCGCUACACAUCACCUCUAUCCUCAAUGUGCCCCCGAACAUCAUCUCUAACGUUUCCUUGGCCAGGCUCACCCGUGGCCUUGAGUGCCCUGCUCUACAGCACCGGCCAAGCCCUGCCUCUGGCCCUGGCCCUGGCCCUGGCCUCGGCCCUGGCCCCCCAGAUGAAAAGUUGGAAGCAAGUCCAGCCUCAAGUCCCCUGGCAGACUCAGGCCCAGACGACUUGGCUCCUGCCCUGGAGGACUCCCUGUCCCAGGAGGUGCAGGACUCCUUCUCCUUCCUAGAGGACUCAAGCAGCUCAGAACCUGAGUGGGUGGGGGCAGAGGAUGGGGAGGUGGCCCAGGCAGAAGCAGCAGGAGCAGCCUUCUCCCCUGGGGAGGACGACCCUGGGAUGGGCUACCUGGAAGAGCUCCUGGGAGUUGGGCCUCAGGUGGAGGAGUUCUCUGUGGAGCCACCCCUGGAUGACCUGUCUCUGGAUGAGGCACAGUUUGUCUUGGCCCCCAGCUGCUGUUCCCUGGACUCCGCUGGCCCCAGGCCUGAAGUUGAGGAGGAAAAUGGGGAGGAAGUUUUCCUGAGUGCCUAUGAUGACCUAAGUCCCCUUCUGGGACCUAAACCCCCAAUCUGGGAGGGUUCAGGGAGUCUGGAGGGAGAGGCGGCAGGAUGUGGAAGGCAGGCUCUGGGACAGUCUAGGGAAGAGCAGGCAUGCUGGGAAGUUGGGGAGGACAAGCAAGCUGAGCCUGGAGGCAGGCUAGACAUCAGGGAAGAGGGAGAGGGAAGUCCAGAGACCAAGGUGGAGGCUGGAAAGGCCAGUGAGGAUAGAGGGGAGGCUGGGGGAAGCCAAGAGACAAAAGUCAGUUUGAGAGAAGGGAGUAGGGAAGAGACAGAGGCCAAGGAAGAGAAGUCCAAAGGUCAGAAGAAGGCUGACAGUAUGGAGGCUAAAGAUGUGGAGGAAUCAGGAGGAGAGGAGUAUACAGACAAGAAGGAAAAAGAAAUUGAGAGAGAAGAGGCUGAACAAAGAGAGGAAGCCCAGGUAGCUGGAAGGGACCUAGAGCAAGGGGCCCAGGAAGAUCAAGUUGCUGAGGAGAAAUGGGAAGUUGUACACAAACAAGAGGCCGAGGGAGUCAGCCAGGAUGAGGACAAAGGACAGAGGGAGAAGGGGUACCAUGAUGCAAGAAAAGACCAAGGAGAUGGUGAAGACAGCAGAAGCCCAGAAGCAGCAACUGAAGGAGGAGCAGGGGAGGUCAGCCAGGAACGGGAGAGUGGGGAUGGAGAGGCUGAGGGAGACCAGAGGGCUGGAGGGGACUAUUUAGAAGAGGACACCCUCUCUGAAGGUUCAGGUGUAGAGUCCCUGGAGGUUGACUGUGCCAAAGAGGGCAAUCCUCACUCUUCUGAGAUGGAAGAGGUAGCCCCACAGCCACCCCAGCCAGAGGAGAUGGAGCCUGAGGGGCAGCCCAGUCCAGACGGCUGUCUAUGCCCCUGUUCCCUUGGCUUGGGUGGCGUGGGCAUGCGUCUAGCUUCCACUCUGGUUCAGGUCCAACAGGUCCGCUCUGUACCUGUGGUGCCCCCAAAGCCACAGUUUGCCAAGAUGCCCAGUGCAAUGUGUAGCAAGAUUCAUGUGGCACCUGCAAAUCCAAGCCCGAGGCCUGGCCGGCUUGAUGGGACUCCUGGAGAAAGGGCUUGGGGGUCCCGAGCUUCUCGAUCCUCUUGGAGGAAUGGGGGUAGUCUUUCCUUUGAUGCUGCUGUGGCCCUAGCCCGGGACCGCCAAAGGACUGAGGCUCAAGGAGUUCGGCGAACCCAGACCUGUACUGAGGGUGGGGAUUACUGCCUCAUCCCCAGAACCUCCCCUUGUAGUAUGAUCUCUGCCCAUUCUCCUCGGCCUCUUAGCUGCCUGGAGCUCCCAUCUGAAGGUGCAGAAGGGUCUGGAUCCCGGAGUCGUCUUAGUCUGCCCCCCAGAGAACCCCAGGUUUCUGAUCCCCUGUUGUCCUCUCAGCGCAGCUCAUAUGCAUUUGAAACACAGGCUAACCCUGGGAAAGGUGAGGGACUGUGAUUAGGACCACAGCCCUGGGCAAAGGGGACCAGUAAGUUGUCUUGAAUCUCCAUGGUUCCUGACUAGCUGUCUCUUCUGCAGCAUGAGCAGCUGUAGUGCCCAACUCUAUAGGCUUUGGCUCUCCAGCUUCUCUGUUUGACUGUGGGAGGCACUGCCUUGGUUGGUUUACCUGAACUUGUCUCAGACACAAAGCACUUAUCUCUUAGGAGAUUCCCAAGAAAGUCAACAAGAUCUUGUUACCAGGGAGUGGGUCAUUGGCCAAAGGCAACAUAAGGUAGGCAGAAAACUUAAAAGAGUUUGUUAAAGUGAAGACUGGAGAAAUUCCUCCCUUCCUCUGAGCUGUGAAUCUCUCUUCAUCAAAGCCAAAGGUAGAGACAGGGAGGACAGGGCCAGGUUAGGGCCUUCCACAUACAAACACUUCUAGAGUUGCCCAUUCCUGUUAUGUUCUUGGACCCUUAGAUACCUCCUAUCCCUUUUAAAUCCAGAUUAAGAGAAACAUCCAGGAAGAGCUCUUUGAAGCCCUCAGUAUUUGUUGGAGGGACUGGACUCCUCUCCAGCUCCCCACCCUCUGCCUCCAAUCACCAUGUGCAAGAGAGGUCCUGUAUAGAUCUCUCUGGGCUCUCCUUUUUCCUUUAGAAUAACUUCUUCCUAUUUCAGGAAAGGGAAAUGGUGUCACUCAGGCCCUGGGACUGCUUCUCCAGACAGGCUGGGGCCACAGGUCCCACUCUAGUGAAGGUCAAUGUCUCAGAAUAAAAGCUGUAUUUUUACA